Messenger RNA from Papaver somniferum (opium poppy), 1795 nucleotides. RefSeq lists its product as uncharacterized. The record is from RefSeq and is a predicted model, not a curated record. NCBI's taxonomy places the organism in Eukaryota, Viridiplantae, Streptophyta, Magnoliopsida, Ranunculales, Papaveraceae. The transcript has 3 exons. The coding region runs from base 1 to 1770 and encodes 589 amino acids.
AUGUGGAUUUAUAGAGAUAAUAAUGGUGGGGUUACUGGUGCUAUUUGGACUAAAGAAACAAUCCAAAUUCCUUAUCAUUGGGAUAAAAUAGGCUAUUUAACUUUGAAAGCCAUUGCCGGCACAGAUUUGAUAGUCAUAAAAUGCUUGUUGUGGCCGCAAGGCUUAGAGUACGAGGUGCAUCAUUUGGGCGAAUGUCUCCAUUAUUACAAUCGGAAAGAGAAGAAAUACUACAGAAAUAAGUUUGAGAUUGUACUCAAACACGGUGCCUGUAAUUAUGUUGCUCAUCAGAUUUCAACUUUCAUUGAGACUCUAUUGCCUGUUCAGACCCUCCAAUACAGUAAAGAAAAUGUUAAGGAAACGGACAAGAUCAACUGGCUUUCAAGAGGAGAGGUUUACAAGUCUCAUCUAAAAGCUGUUUUCAAACUUUUCAUCAUCAUCUUCUUCAUUAUCAUUACUGCUUUGACCUUCUCAUUUGUGAAGCUUGCUGGGGACAAUCAUAAUCAGAGUGUUCAGCUUAGAUCAUCCGAAACACGUGGAUAUAAUGCGAAUAACUACGGCACCAACACCAACACCAACACCCUAUUAAUCUAUCCAAUUUGGCCUCCAACUUCUUACCUAAAAAUCCAGAGGGUUUUGUUCUCCAAAGAUGACUUAUCUUUUGAUGAUUCUCAAGGUGGAUCAUCAGAAACCACUGUCAUUCCUUCAUUAUCAUGUCCUUAUUUCAGAAAUGAUAUAUCUGUAUCUCUUGGUAUUGGAACACAAAUGAUGAAACCCGUAUACGGGUUGGUCUGUUUUGUCUGUCUGGAUGGUGUCAGCGAAGGUCGUCAUUCUGUUCUCAUCUACAAUCCCAGCACCCGUGAAAAGACAUCGUGGAUCAAAACAAGAAGUAAAAGAGACGCAUUCGAAAGUGUCUUUCAUGAGCUAGAAACAAGUAAACAAAAUUAUCACAGGGCAAUAAAAUUUACUACCCAACGCCUCAUCAACUGUAUGUUUGCAUUUGGAAUGGACCCAAGUACUAAGCAACACAAAGUGCUAUUCAUUUAUACUUUACUUUACAGACUAACAUCUUCCAGUUCCCCUGUCUCUGAUCAUGUUAAAGUUAUUUGCGACGUCAUGACUGUAGGCGAGAAUAUUUGGAGAAAGGUUGAUCAUAACCACACCCAGCUCGAUAUUUCUAAUGGUGCACACCCCGCUCAUGUGAAUGGAUCUAUAUAUUGGAUAAUGUCCCCUGGUAAGGAUAAGGAUAAAGUCGUGAUGGUAUUUGAGGUUGCAAGCGAAACGUUUAGGGUGAUUCUAAUCCCUAAUUUCAUCCUUGAUCGUCUCUUGUAUUUGGAUGGAGUCACACCACUGGUGAAUAUAUUAGUAGAAGUUGAUGGACAUUUAACUAUACUUGUCACAGAAGGGGAAAACUUGCUCAACUUGUGGAUUUACAGUGAUAAUGAUUGGGUUACAGGUGCUAAUUGGACUAAAGAAACAAUCCAAAUGCCUCGUCAUUGGGAUGAAAUACACUACUUAGUUUUCAAAUCCAUUACUGGCACAGACUUGAUAAUCAUAAAAUUCUUACCAGGGCCGGGAUGCUUAAAGUACGAGAGGCAUCAAUUGCGCGAAUGUCUCUAUUAUUACAAUCGAAAAGAGAAGAAAUAUUACAGAAAUCAGUUUGAGAUUGUAUUAGAUGAUGGUGGAUAUAAUGGUGCGCAUCAUAUUACAACUUUCUUUGAGACUCUAUUGCCUGUUCACACCAUCCAACAGAAUGAAGAAAUUGUUACCUAAGAAACAAAAAAUAGAAAAGGUAAAG